Molecule: messenger RNA, 2148 nt
Organism: Carassius gibelio (silver crucian carp)
Lineage: Eukaryota; Metazoa; Chordata; Actinopteri; Cypriniformes; Cyprinidae
Gene: gba1
Product: glucosidase, beta, acid
Exons: 10
Coding region: 256-1803 (515 amino acids)
Biological process (GO): glucosylceramide catabolic process
Molecular function (GO): glucosylceramidase activity
Source: RefSeq, a predicted model, not a curated record
CACGUGAUCGCAGUCUCACGCCACGCGGAACUAGGUUGCACGGUGCGUUCAGAAACUAUACAGAAGAUUAAAAUGGUUCUUUAAAACAACAUUUAGAGGACAGUAUUGAUUAUAAUAUUUCCGUUUUCAAGGAUCGGAUAUACGUUCUCAUAUACAUACGGGUUUGUCUGCUAGGAAUAAGCUGUGAGAGCACGUUUAAUAUUUGACAGAGCAUUGUUUACACGCAACAAAAUUCCCCAUCAUCUGAUCGACAGAAUGAGAGAGACGCUUCUGUUCGUUCUGCUGACUGGACUGAUCACUAUAGCGAGAGCUGACGACUGUCAAGCUCUGAAUUUCGGUCAUGGUUCGGUUGUGUGCGCGUGCAAUGCGACAUACUGCGACUCGGUGGGCCGGACUGGGUUGCCAGAUCCCGCUCAGUUCUUGUCAUAUGUCAGCAGUAAAUCUGGCAGCAGACUCGUGAAGACUCAAGGCCAGUUCCAGAAGAACAGCACCGCUGCAGCUCUCCGAAUCACUCUGAAUCCCAGUCAGAAGUAUCAGCGCAUUAAAGGAUUUGGGGGAGCCAUGACAGAUGCAGCAGCUAUGAAUAUUCUGUCCCUGUCCUCUGGAGCUCAGGACCAGCUGCUCAGACAGUACUUCUCCACAGAUGGUAUAGAGUACCGUUUCGUGAGAGUGCCGAUGGCCAGUUGUGAUUUCUCAACUCGCCUCUACACGUAUGCUGACACUCCAGAAGACUACGAUCUCCAGAACUUCACCCUGGCUGAAGAGGAUAUUCACAUGAAGAUUCCCCUGCUGCAGCGGGCUCAAGCUCUCUCUGCUCAGCCUCUCAAUCUGUUCGCCAGUGCUUGGAGCGCCCCCGCCUGGCUGAAGACCAAUGGGGCGCUGAUUGGCAAAGGCUCUCUCAAAGGCAAGCCAGGAGGCAAAGAGCACAAGACCUGGGCCCAGUACUACAUUAAAUUUCUAGAGGAAUAUGGGAAACAUAAUCUUUCUUUCUGGGGGUUGACAUCAGGAAACGAGCCCACUGCAGGCGAAAUGACAAAUUACAGUUUUCAGGCUUUGGGUUUUACUGCGGAGACGCAGCGUGACUGGAUCGCCCUGGAUCUGGGUCCAGGGCUCCAUUCCUCAUCCUUUCCCCAGACCCGCCUUAUGAUCCUUGAUGACAACCGACUUCUGCUUCCACACUGGGCUAAAGUGGUUCUGAGUGAUGUACAAGCGGCACGUUAUGUCCACGGGAUUGGUUUUCACUGGUAUCUGAACAACAUUGCACCACCUGACAUCACCCUGACUACCACGCACCACCUCUACCCAGAGUACUUCCUGUUUUCAACCGAGGCGUGUGCGGGGUGGAACCCGCUGGAUCGUGGGGUGCGUCUGGGCAGCUGGGACAGAGCAGAAGAUUAUGCACAUGACAUCAUACAGGACCUGAAUAACUUUGUGACUGGCUGGACAGACUGGAACCUGGCCCUAAAUCAGGAUGGAGGGCCAAAUUGGGUUAAAAACUUUGUGGACAGCCCUAUUAUUGUGGACUCAAGUAAAGACGUCUUCUACAAGCAGCCCACCUUCUACAGCAUGGCCCACUUCAGCAAGUUCCUGUGGGAGGGGUCACAAAGAGUGGGCAUGUCCUUCAGCCAGCACACCAGCCUGGAAGUUUCUUCCUAUAUCAGACCUGAUGCCUCGGCCGUGCUAAUCAUUCUCAACAGGUCUGAAGAGGAGGUGCAGUUUGAAGUUUGGGAUCAAACGCUGGGCUUUCUGCCAGGAAGUGCUCCACCUCACUCCAUCCUCACACUGCUGUGGAGCAGACGCUGAACAGCUGUACCAAAACACCAUGUCAAUAAGCCACAUAUGCACCUUAAUGAGUAACUCAGACCAUUUCAAAUGACUGCAGCAACCAUGAUUACAAAGAAAUCAUUUCUCUAGAUUCAGCGGUGCAUUAUAAUCGAUUCAUCUCACUUGCUAAGCUGUUUACGUCCAUGGCAAUCAAAAGACGAUUUAUGGGACAGAAAAACAAUUAUUUUUACAGAAAAAUAAUGUGACUGAGUCAUGUUUUAACAAGUAAUGCUAGCAUUCCUGGAAAAACUUGAUGUAUAAAAUUCCUUGCACUGAACACACUAAGAAUUAAAUAGACACAAUAAACGCAACUUCUCACAGCCA